AUGAAGUUUGACAACAUUAGAAGUGAAAUUGAAUUGGUUCAAUCAAACGACAUAUAUGUUUCUAACAUGUUUCAGUUGAGAUUCUCCUCCAACCAGAUGGAGGUACAGAUGAAAAAAAAGUUCACUGAAUGGUUAGAGGCAAACAAGAAUUAUGAGGAUGCACGUGACCUAACUUAUUCUGAUUUCCCUACAUGUUGGGUUUGGAAUUCAAAAGACAAAACAUGGAUGAGGAGAAAAAGUGGCAUAUCAAUUGAAAGAAUUUACUUCGCAUAUCCUUCAACUGGAGACCGCUUCUACAUGAAAAUGAUGCUCAACUUUGUCAAAGGAAGCACUUUGUUUGAAAGUUUUAGAACAAUUAAUGGAGUGACAUAUCCUACUUUUAAAGUUGCAUGCUAUGCUUUGGGAUUAUUAGACGAUGAUAAAGAGUGGAUUGAUUGCUUGACUAAAGCUGCAAUUUGGGCAACUGGAAAUGAGUUAAGACAUCUUUUUGUCACGAUACACAUUCAUUGUCAGGUUGAAGCAUACACAUUGUUCGAAAUUGAAAGUAUCAUGCUGAAAAUGGGAAAAAGUUUGAGAGACAUAGAUGGAAUGCCACUCCCUAAUUCUUCUUUGUUAAGAGACUCAGGUAAUAGAUUGGUCAAUGAAGAGCUUGAUUAUGACCAAGAUCAAUUAAAAGUAUUGCAUGACAAAUCAUUUGCUGCUCUAAAUCCUUGCCAAAAGUCAGCUUAUGAAGCAAUAAUACAUUCUGUCGAGAAUGACAAAGGAAAUUUAUUUUUUAUUAAUGGACAUGGAGCAGAGUCAACUUGCGAAAUUCAACACGACACCCAAUUACCUGCACUUCUUAUGAAAACUUCCUUGAUCAUUUGGGAUGAAGAACCUAUGGCAAAUAAGUUUUGCUUUGAAGUUUUGGAUAAGACCUUAAGAGAUAUUCUAAGAAGAAGGUAUGAAAAUAGUUCUACCAAACCUUUUGGAGGACUUACGAUGGUAUGUGGUGGCGAUUUCCAUCAAAUAUUGCCAGCUGUCCCAAAGGGUACAAGAGCAGACAUUGUUGAUGCUUCUCUGAACUCAUCCUUCUUGUGGUCGUUUUUCAAAAUAUAUCAGCUCAACCAAAAUAUGAGGCUCUAUAAUGGAAGUGUAAGUAGCUCUAAGGCUGCUAAAAUAGCUUCUUUCAACAAAUGGUUGUUGCAGAUUGGAGAUGGUUCAUCAUAUGAUGACACUGAUAGAGAAUUAAUCAAAAUUCCUUCUGAUAUAUGGAAAAACCCAUCUGAAGAUCCAAUGAAAUCUAUAGUUGAAGCUAUCUACCCUUCACUUUUGCAUAAGUACAACAAUCCAACAUAUUUGAAAGAAAGAGCAAUAUUAACGCCAAAAAAUGAAAUUGUUCAUGAGUUGAAUGAGAUGAUUAUGAAUAUAAUACUGGGAGAAGGGAGAACCUAUUUUAGCUCUGACAGUAUAUGCAAAGCAAGCGUUAACACAAUGAUGAAGAUCUUUUGUACCCAGCUGAAUUUUUGCAUAGUUUGA
Messenger RNA from Humulus lupulus (European hop), 1518 nucleotides. RefSeq lists its product as uncharacterized. Bases 1 to 1518 code for a protein of 505 amino acids. Gene Ontology annotation, biological process: DNA repair; telomere maintenance. The record is from RefSeq and is a predicted model, not a curated record. The transcript has 5 exons. Gene Ontology annotation, molecular function: DNA helicase activity. Lineage: Eukaryota; Viridiplantae; Streptophyta; Magnoliopsida; Rosales; Cannabaceae.